Messenger RNA from Phytomonas sp. Hart1, 3708 nucleotides. Lineage: Eukaryota; Euglenozoa; Kinetoplastea; Trypanosomatida; Trypanosomatidae. The record is from the annotation of a GenBank genome assembly.
AUGUCCACAUUAAUCCCCAAAACCAGCAAGCUCACCCAUUCAAACUUGACUUCCAAGCGAAAGGCGAGUCUAGGGGAAAUCCAACUUCCACGACGACAAAGUUUUACCGAGAAUUCCCUCGCCUCAAGUUCGAUUUCGGAUCUUGAAAGUUCAACUGAGCAAUCCUCCCGUCCUCCACCUAUCGGGCUGAUUUUGAUGAGCAUGGUCAGCGAUACCUACCAAACCCUCACUGCCCAAUUCAUGGGCCUAUCCGUCAUGCGCACACCCCUACUGCAAAAUCAAAGUGGAUCGAUCGUCAGCGAAAACGAUGAGGACAAUGAGGACUACUUUAGGAAGAAUAUAUAUGAUAUUCGCCGGACGCUCAAACGUUUGUAUAAGGAGUUAUUUUUACUCGAAAAUCUCUCUUCCGACGCCUCCCUGACGACCGACCCGUCGUACCUUCGCUCAAACCUUUUAAGGGAAUGGACGCGUAAUCGGAGCCUUGAAUCAGUGCCAUUACUAAGAGCCGAAAGUAAAAAUUUUAUAUUAUCCUCCUCUUUACCUGAUAUAAAGAACCAUUCGUCGCCCUUAAAACAUUAUUCCCCAUCAGAUUUGAGUUCCCUAGAGAGCAAUACCAUUUCCUCCAGAAGUCUCCCCAAUGUGAUCACGCCAACCAACCUCUCGAUCGAAAAUGAGUCCGAUUUCAUCCAUGAUUCCAAACUUAUAUUCCAAGACCCACCUUUUCACCUCCAAAACCUCAAAUUAAACAUGAACCGAGCGCAGCCCGAGAAGAUAGGGAUGGAUAAACACAGCGAUCUCAACCCGAUUGAAAAUUCUCUGGGGGAAUCCACCACCAACGUCGACAUGCGAAGUGAGGUGUAUAGCACCAACAACACUUUUUCCCCGAGUGCCACCGGUUCAAUCCCACCCUUCCCGAUCAUCUCCAAUCUAAAAGCUGGAAACUACACCCUCAUACUGGAUAACAUCAACGGCUUUGACUUGGACGUUCCCCUGAAUGAAUUGAAAGUCACCAUCUUCGACUAUCGCAUGGUGUAUGAAAAAAAAGAGUACGUUCUUCGGCCUUUUAGUGGUCGAACCUUACCAAGGAAACAAACGGUGUUGAGCGCGGAAAGACGAAAGGCUUCGUAUGCGUUUCACACCCCAACGUUCCAUUUCACCCUAGAAAACGAUCACCAAUUGGCGGUUUUUGCGUUGAUGGUGCGCCAUUUCCAACGUUUGGUUUGUUGGGCGGUCCUUUGCGCGGUGGAUUUGUCUGUGUGGGAGGAACCUUUACGAGGUGCGCCCUACAACAUCAAAAGAGCCCUAAAAUAUGACGGGCAACUCCUCGAAAACGCUACAAUUAGUGGCGAAAUUCAACCUGUCAGCCCCAACCACAGCGACACUUGCGGGACAAAUCACAAAACAAACGCCGAUCAAAGCCCCAGCGAUGAUUCCGACGAUGACAACAGCCGACUCUCCUCCCUCAGCGACUCCAGCGCCUCCGGGGAUGACGAAAACGACCCGGGGCGGCGAAAUUCCAAACUAAACGCCAACGCCAGCCCUAAACAACAUCAAAUGGCUUCCAAACCCUCCGCAUUACGCUGUUCUUUAUUAUCCACCUCGGAGGAUCGAAUCGAGCCCGAUUCCCCCACCGACCACGACGCGCAUAACGAGGAAACUGCAGAUAUCGACGAGGGCGACGAGGCCGCCGACAUCACCUCGGCCAACCGAAAAUAUUCCGAUCUCAAAGAACUUUCGCCGCGAAUAUCCGGGCCGCAGCCCCCCCCGACCCGCCCGACGAGCGCCUUUCGGCAUGUUUCCUCCUUCGACCCCCGCGAGACCUCAGCAAGCGAAUCCACCGCCUCCCUUUCGACGUCCUCACAGGAAUUUCCCGCGGAUGGCCGGGGGAAACUUUCCGAUCGGCCCUACCGCUUUUCCCACAAGGAAUAUCAGCCGCGCGUGGACCGCGAGGGCCGGCUGGUAGUCCCGAAGGACUACAAACGCCAUGACGCCCCGGCCGCCAAGUUCGACCUCGACCCUUUUGACAAGUCCGUUUCGGAGGAGUUCGAUCUUUGGGAGUAUUUGGGAGGGGACUCCCUCGCCGAAUCGCCCGAGCCGCGGCCCCGGCGAGCGGCCUCGAAGGGGGAAAUCACCCUCGAGCUGGAUCGGGUGUUCGGUGUGCCGUUGAACGCGAUUUAUACGCGGGUGGUGGUGUAUUUGAUGGACGCCGUGGAGGAUCGAAGUGGAGAGAUCCUUCAUUCGUUGCGUGCGCCGGGUUGUUUUCUGCGGGAGCCGGAUUUAAUCGCCUAUCAAACCCCCGCCUCCAGCCCUGCUGAUCCCGAAUUUAGCGCGAGGAUCGAUUUCAAUCCCGGCCCGCACACCGCCGCGGUGGUGGUGGUGGAGUACCUCACGGGGGAUGAGAGGUGGCCCAUCGUCUUGGGCCAUUCCCACCUCCCGCUCGACCCGCCGGGGUCAGGGGGGAAAUUUUUAUCCCGCCUUCGCCUGGGCGACCCCCGCCGCUCCGAGGCGCGGGGCUUUCCCCCCCCUCAAUCGGCCCCGGCGAAAGUAAUCGACGCCCCAAUCGACCUCGAGGGGAGUAUGGACGCGCAGGCCCUGCACAAUCGCCUCGCCGAGGCCCCGCGGACGCGCGCGGCGUGCGUCCCGAUGGGGUUCCUCGCCUGGCGUUUCCACGCCGAACACAACGAGGGGUCCUAUGAUCUUUUCCCCGGGGAAUUGGCCCCCUCUCAACAGGAACUUCACCUUUGGGCCUCCCGACAAACCACCCAAAUCCCCAGCCCGAGGGAUCUCGGACUCACGGAGGCCGCCGUCGAGGGGGUGUUUUCCGCCCCGGCGCGCCUGAUGAACGAUCAGAUUAGUUUUUUGAGUUUGUUCGACCCCAAUCGCGGGCUGUUUUUGAGUAUCGGGUGUUUGCGGGGGUUGGGGAUGGGGGACAUCGCCGUCUACGUCAUCGCCGUGCAUUUGCUGGAAAAGCGCACGCCCCACUCUUCCAGCGACGCGAGCGAGCGGGACGAGCAGAAAUGGCGGUAUUUGUUUUGUACGCGGCCCGCCGACUCCACGUCGGAUGUGGGGAUUCUCGAUUUUGCCGAUCCACCUUUGGUGUUGUCUGAUCUCGACUAUCAUCCGCACAGUAUGGUGUUUUUCACGGUGAUUAAGGUCUCCUUUUCCGCGAUAACAGACUCGUGGGGAAAUUCAAAGAAUGGAAGUACACACGCCAGGCCGCUCUCGGCGAGCGAGCAUACGUUAAAAAUUGAGGAAAUCGGAUGGACAGCAAACAGGCUCUUUUUAGAUAAACCCGGAAUUCUUCGACAAGGUCGAUUUGCACUACCACUAUUAAAAAUGUCUAUUUUAAAAAAUGUCCUGCGAGGGUUGAAAAAAGAAAGCUUCAACAACAUUUUUAUAAAGAAUAUCAACGAACAAAAAUCCUCUUUUAUUUCACCUAAAACGACGCUAACGGUUGCGCAAGGUGAUCCGGCGUGUAUGAUUCAAAUUCUGAGCGACCUGCCAGGACAGCCGCAGAUUCAUAAACUUUUGAUGCCGUUAACCAUGCGAAAUAGUUUUCCAACCAACGCGAAUGAGGGUGCGAUUGGGUAUACUUUAAAAAGUGCUUAUGAAUCUAACCUACGAAUGGACGAAAAAAUGCUUACAAAUAAAGUCUGUUUCGAGGUUGAUAAAUAUUUAAAACAGAAUUCCGGAAAAAUACCGGGUUAA